Messenger RNA from Vigna radiata var. radiata (mung bean), 731 nucleotides. RefSeq names its product ethylene-responsive transcription factor ERF094-like. Gene Ontology annotation, molecular function: DNA-binding transcription factor activity; DNA binding. The record is from RefSeq and is a predicted model, not a curated record. Bases 15 to 611 code for a protein of 198 amino acids. The transcript has a single exon. Lineage: Eukaryota; Viridiplantae; Streptophyta; Magnoliopsida; Fabales; Fabaceae. Gene Ontology annotation, biological process: ethylene-activated signaling pathway; regulation of DNA-templated transcription.
UUUCAUCUUCAGAAAUGGAUUUUAAUUCUUCGUUUUCACACCAAAGUCUAGAAUCCCAUCUCAACUCUUGGGAAGCGUUGUUUUCGUUCAACAACAAUGCAACAAAUGAAUCGUCCUUAUCGUUACAAGAGCAGACCUCUGAUAUCACAGACGAUGGUUCAAACCCACAGACGAAGAAAGAGAGGAGACCCUAUAGAGGAGUAAGAAGAAGGCCAUGGGGAAAAUUUGCAGCAGAAAUACGAGACCCUACAAGAAAUGGUGUUCGAGUAUGGAUUGGAACAUUUGACACUGCUGAAGAAGCUGCUUUAGCUUAUGACCAAGCAGCUUUCUUGACAAGGGGUGUUCUUGCUACCCUUAACUUUUCGGCACAAGUGGUUGUGGAGUCCCUCCAAGACAUGGGUUUCAAGGCACUCAGAAAUGGUGUCUCACCCUUGUUGGAACUGAAAAGGAUGCACGUGAUGAGAACGAAAUCUAGAGCUAGCAGGGUUAAAAGGGGUUGCAGCAAAUUGAAACCGGAUCCUACCGCUGAAACUGUGUUGGUCUUGGAGGAUUUGGGUCCUGAAUACCUAGAGCAACUUUUGACCUUCACUUCCCCUGGUUCUUGCUGCUGAAUUUCUGGAUGUUUCAAACAACGAAACCUUAUUCAUUUAAACUCAUUCAUUCAUAGCUUGUUUAUUCUUUAGGUCCUCUCCUUUGUUAAUUCUUUUAUUUUCUCCUUUCCAUUUUGCAUU